This is a messenger RNA of Camellia sinensis, 1224 nucleotides long. Its product is annotated as alpha-crystallin domain-containing protein 22.3. Gene Ontology annotation, cellular component: nucleus. NCBI's taxonomy places the organism in Eukaryota, Viridiplantae, Streptophyta, Magnoliopsida, Ericales, Theaceae. The record is from RefSeq and is a predicted model, not a curated record.
UCAAGACUCUCUCUCUCUCUCUGUGCAAGUUAGUAUCUCAGUGAAUUUCACUACUCACUUUCGCGAAUCGAUCUUCUCUCUCUUCGCUGUUCAAUCGUCUCCGAGGACUCUGCCUCGGAAUCCCACACUCAAGCCCUCUUGAUCGAGGAGAAAGGUACUUGCAGUGAAAAACUACCAAGAUGCAAGCACAAUAUGAGAAAGCUAUGGAAGAGUUUAACAGGAAAAAUGUGGACUGUUUAACUUCCGUACCAUAUUCAGGCCUCAACCUCGGCAUCAUUCACCACUGAUCGAUUACCAAACUUCUCUGGCAACUCUGAGAUGGCGUCUCCAUUCAGGUCCCAUAUACAUGGCGGCGACACAAAAAACCGUGAUGGCGUGCUAUUUGUGGAUCCUCAACAACCGGUUCUUUCAGUGGCACCUCUCAAUAGCAUGCCAUAUACAGGUCCACAUGUAAUAUCUAGUGAUGAUGAUUUAUCCCCAACAGAGAUGGAAAGCGAUCCUAUGGCAAGUAAUGAGCCUGCUCUGGUGUUCUUGCCUUCUCGCCCAACUGAGGAACAGUGGAAUAACAUUUUAGCUGCUACCAAUAGGGGAGUUGGCUUAACAGGAAGUGCUGCAAUGGGAAAAAUAGGGCCAAUUGUAGGGUCAUUGGACAUGGCUGAAUCUGAGGAUGCAUAUGUUUUUCGUGUUUCUCUCCCUGGAGUGAAUCAAAAUGGAUUUAGUUGUGAUAUCGAACCUACUGGGAAAGUAGUGAUAAAGGGAGUAACAUCAAUGGGUGAAAGAACAGUUCACAAAUUCUCCCAAGUAUUUGAGAUGUGUACACAAAAUCUUUGCCCACCGGGGCCUUUUUCGAUUUCAUUCAAGCUACCAGGUCCAGUCGAUCAGCAACAAUUUAAUAGCAAUUUCGGAGGUGAUGGGAUUCUUGAAGGAAUUGUAAAGAAAAUGACAGGAACAGGUCUUUGAUUUAAUUACCCUGUCCAGUUAGAAGCCUUUCUUCUUUCUUCUUCCUUUAUUGAAGGAAUUGUAAAGAAAAGGCCACAGAAAGGUCUAUGACUUUGUUGUACUUUUUAAUUGACACCUUGUAUUUUCAGUUCCAUAUUGUGGAUGUUCCGGCUGUUUUGGUAUAAAAAUGUAUUUGUGUUUAGGUUUAGGGCUCUGUUUGUUGUGAGAUAUGAAUCUUACCUUCGGAAGCUCUAUAUGGAAGCGUUGCCUUCUUGUUGCAUUAUA